Erpetoichthys calabaricus (reedfish) is the source of this 1408-nucleotide messenger RNA. RefSeq names its product poly (ADP-ribose) polymerase family, member 16 (gene parp16). Lineage: Eukaryota; Metazoa; Chordata; Cladistia; Polypteriformes; Polypteridae. Gene Ontology annotation, cellular component: endoplasmic reticulum tubular network; intracellular anatomical structure; membrane. The coding region runs from base 325 to 1308 and encodes 327 amino acids. Gene Ontology annotation, biological process: endoplasmic reticulum unfolded protein response. Gene Ontology annotation, molecular function: kinase binding; NAD+ poly-ADP-ribosyltransferase activity; protein serine/threonine kinase activator activity. The record is from RefSeq and is a predicted model, not a curated record. The transcript is spliced from 7 exons.
CCCGGUUUUUGUGGUCAAGCAUUUAAAGCGGACAAGUUGGAACAUAUCAGGCGUCUUGUAGUGUCCUAUCCACAGCUGAAUGUGCUGACACGUUUUGGCGGUUGUUUUGGAUGCUCCUAACAUAAGACAGAUAAAACCUUAUGGCGGCUGAUCAGAGCGGUUUCUAUAGAUUUUUUUUCUCCCCUUCAACCAGGCAGCAGUACGGACAGCCAUGCGAGUAGACAGGCGGGGUCUCGGGUCGCUCUAGGUAGGAGAUGGCCAAUCUAGAAUACUGGGUUUCGGUGUGAUUGUGGUAACCUGUCUGACCAGCUGUAGACAGUGGUCAUGCAGCCGCCGGACAAGACACAGGAGGUCAGACAACUGCUGGAGAGGGACUUGCUGGCGGCAGACUUGAAGUGCAGCCUCCUUGUGUCGGCGGCGCAGAGCUACAGACGGGAUUCGGUCCUCCGACCAUUUCCUCCCCAGUACCUUAAUUCGGAGGAGAAGGAAUUCGAUGCAUUGUUGGCAGAUAUAUUGUCCCUGUCCAGUUUACGAGAAAUUCAAGAGGCCCUGCCCACAAAAGAGACGCAGUCCUUGGAUUUGAUUCACUGGGCCUUGACAUCCAAGAACUUCACCAUCAGGACAUUACCAAAAGACGAGUAUACAAAAAUCCAGGAAAGGACACAGUUUCAUAGCACUGCUGUGCCUCCUCCUGACUUCCUAUUUGAAAUUGUAUAUUGUGAACAAACAAAUGCUGCAUUUGAAGAGAUGAAAGGAGGAAGGGAUUUGAUCUAUGCAUUUCACGGAAGUCGGCUUGAAAACUUUCAUUCAAUAGUUCACAAUGGCUUACAUUGUCAUCUUAAUAAGACUUCCUUGUUUGGUGAAGGCACGUAUCUCAGUAGUGAUCUGAGCUUGGCUCUCUUGUACAGUCCCCAUGGAAAUGGGUGGCAGCACAGUAUACUGGGACCAUUGCUCAGCUGUGUAGCUGUUUGUGAAAUUAUUGAUCAUCCAGAUGUAAAAUGCCAAAUUAAAAAGAAAGAUUCUGACAGCAUCGAUAAGCAGAGAGCCAGAGUCAAAAACAGUGAAGGUGGAGAUGUGCCGCAGAAAUACUUUGUGGUCACCAACAAUCAACUCCUCCGUGUGCGGUACCUGCUUGUCUACUCAGAGAAGCAGCACAGAAGACGGCAAUCCAAAGAAUUGUCUUGGCUUUCCAAACACAGAUUCUCUCUUCUGAUGUCCUUGUAUUUGCUUAUCCUGAUAAUCAUUGGUGCUUGCAAUUCGCCUGCAUUUCAAUAUUUUUGGAGAAGACUACUUGAUAAAAGAAAGUAAGAAAAUCUAGUGCCUUAUGGUGUGCUUUAGUCAACAUUGCUGUCACAUCUAAUCUGUCAGCAUUUUAUGGACACUGUUUUUUAGCUGCAAGUGGUAGCUA